AUGGAGACUGAUGCCAGGCCAUGGAGCGUAGAGGACGAGGAGGACCGGCUUGGAGGCCGAUUGCUACCUGCUGAGACGGCCAACAGCUUUGGAGGGCCCUACACGCCGUUUGCCAACAGCCUCACAAGAGCCCUUCUCCAGCAAGGACUUGGAGAGGUUGAGUCGAACUGGACUGUGGCCGCUUCUCCAGAGAGCUCAGGCAGGAGGAGCUCUGGCAACCUGGAGGGCAACUCUGCCCUGCGAGUGCAUCCAGGAAGUCAACUGGCAUCCCCUGCGACCACACCACCAGCAACCUCCCCGCUUACUAGUCAGGGACUAUCCUCCAGAGAAUCGUCCGCAAAAAAGUCUCAGGACCUGGAAGCCUGGUCAGAGAGCGUUCUCCGGCAGCUGGCCUCCAAAGAGGCUCGUCGCACUCCGAACUCCACCCAGAGGCAAUUGGAGAGGUUGACUCCGGGCGACAUCGCGGCCAUCUUUGGGGUCAGCAUUGAUGUGGAUGCAGACAAGGAGAAGUCGUCAAAUGCGACUGGGCAGGAAGGGGCGAGACCUCGUGUUCCAAAGCUUAACCUAGCGAGCAUCAGGCGGGAGGAUGAGGAUGAGGAGGAGGAAGAAGAUUUUGACAACAAAGUGGGUUCAGACGCCGUGGGAGUUCUCCCUGCGCCAUCAACGCAGAAGCCGGCGGUGAACAUCCCACCGCUGCCGCUGCAAAGUCUCCCAGGUGAGCUGAGCAACCAGCAGGGGAGUGUGCCGAACCAAAAUGCAAGGAAGCUGGUGCCUUUGGCGCAGAUCCUGCAGCGUAGGUCAAAGAGAGACUUGAGCAUGUAUUGUGAUGACCUGACCCUCAUGCUCUUCAAGCAGAACCGUGGAGCUCGGAACAAUAAGAGGGCCAUGUCCAAGUCCAAGACGGCGGUUGAGCUGCCGCCAUUGCAGCCACACCCUGGGCCAAAGGUGAGUCACGAGAAGGCCAUCACAGGUGUGCAGGACAUCGUGCACGCCCACUUCCACUACCACUACCAUGUUCCAUCAUAA
Molecule: messenger RNA, 1026 nt
Organism: Effrenium voratum
Lineage: Eukaryota; Dinophyceae; Suessiales; Symbiodiniaceae
Source: the annotation of a GenBank genome assembly